This is a messenger RNA of Vigna umbellata (rice bean), 592 nucleotides long. Its product is annotated as tropinone reductase homolog. NCBI's taxonomy places the organism in Eukaryota, Viridiplantae, Streptophyta, Magnoliopsida, Fabales, Fabaceae. The record is from RefSeq and is a predicted model, not a curated record. Gene Ontology annotation, molecular function: oxidoreductase activity.
CGCUUAAAUUUGUUCAAGUCUCCACCGGUUAGGCUUCUACAUUACAUGAGAUAUGGUUACAUGAGUAGACUUGGUGAAUUGUUUUGUACAGAUAAACAACGCGGGAACAGCUACAACUAAGAGUCAUUUAGAUCAUACUGCAGAAGAUGUAGCAGUAAUUAUGGGUACAAAGUUUGAGGCAUGUUUCCAUCUAUGUCAACUAGCACACCCACUUCUGAAAGCAUCUGGGUACGGCAACAUAGUAUUCAUAUCCUCUAUUUCAGGUCUGAAAGCUUUUCCUCUUUGUACUGCUUAUGCUGCCUCCAAAGGAGCUUUGAAUCAAUUCACAAAGAACAUAGCAUUGGAAUGGGCAAAGGAUAAUAUUCGUGCAAAUGCUGUGGCACCUGGACCUGUUAAGACUGAACUUUUGGAUUCUAUCAUGGAAACUAGUGAUGAUAUUGAGAAGCAAGUGGAGGCUUUGGUGUCUCUAUCACCAGCUGGUCGCAUUGGAGAACCUAAGGACAUAUCAGCCAUGGUUGUUUUCCUUUGCCUUCCAGCUGCUUCAUACAUCACUGGACAAAUCAUAACAGUGGAUGGGGGUUCUAUAAUUUAA